CUCGACUUCCAUCGAUGAGUACAAAUCGAGGCACACGAUUCGUAAUUAGUAUAUUUUAGCAUAAAACAAAAAAAAAAUUAAAAAAAAAAACCCGGUUCGUUAUUGUUUUUCUUGAUUGUGAAACAUGGAUACUUUACGUUUUUUAACAUUGUGUUUGUGCAUUUUUGUUCCCUUUGUUUACGGCCAAGUGCAACCAUCGAAACCUACUGCAGAACCUGUUUCUCAGGUUUGUCUAGGAUGUAUUUGUGAAGCAUCGUCUAAUUGUAAUACAACUCUCAAAUGUGAUGGAGAAGUUUGUGGGCCUUUUCGAAUAACUCGGGCCUAUUGGAUUGAUUCUGGAAAACCGACAUUCAACAACGAAUCACCUAGCACGGGAGAAGCUUUCGCAAAUUGUGUCAACGACGUUUUCUGUGCCGCUCAAGCAGUUCAAGGUUACAUGGCUAAAUAUGGACAAGACUGCAAUGGCGAUGGUAAAAUUGAUUGUGAUGAUUAUGCUCGAAUUCAUCGUCAUGGUGGAUUUGGAUGUUUUGCUCCCUUAGAUCCAGCAUAUGAAACACCAUACAAACAGUGUACUGCAACAUUCGGCUAAUCAUAGAUAUAUAAAUAUUAAUAAAUCGUCUUAUUAAUAUUUAAUUAAGUAAAAUUCAUUUUCGUUAAUAUGCAUUUUUCGCUACAUUAUAUUUUUUAAGAAAAAAUUUAUUGUUAAAAUUUUAAAAAUAAAUGAAUCUAAUAUGAUUUUUUUAGUAAAA
Molecule: messenger RNA, 749 nt
Organism: Leptopilina boulardi
Lineage: Eukaryota; Metazoa; Arthropoda; Insecta; Hymenoptera; Figitidae
Product: lysozyme-like
Exons: 4
Coding region: 125-589 (154 amino acids)
Molecular function (GO): lysozyme activity
Source: RefSeq, a predicted model, not a curated record